Rhodotorula graminis WP1 is the source of this 1686-nucleotide messenger RNA. RefSeq lists its product as uncharacterized. NCBI's taxonomy places the organism in Eukaryota, Fungi, Basidiomycota, Microbotryomycetes, Sporidiobolales, Sporidiobolaceae. Bases 1 to 1686 code for a protein of 561 amino acids. The record is from RefSeq and is a predicted model, not a curated record. The transcript has 3 exons.
AUGGCGGCCGCUCAGCCUACCGAUCCCGAUCCGUCACCCGCACCCGCACACCACCACGACCUCGACCGCCACGCCUUCGUCCCCUCGCCGUCGACCCGCGAGUGGCUGUACUCGCUCCCCCUCCCGCCCGGCUGCACAACCCAGCCCGAGCCCCAGACCCCCGAGGACUGGGCCCUCGUCGAGCAGUACCGCCUCCUCGUCAAUGGCCUCGUCGUCCUCGGCGAGUACGAGCGCGAGCGCCGCAGGAGGGAGAGCCGCGGCGAGGACCCGUUCGCGACCGCGUGGGACCCGCGCACCUGCAGCAACCCCGUCGUCCUCGCCGCCGUCGAUUCGCUCGUCAAGGACGCCUGGCCCGGCCUCGACACGGCCUCGCCCGCGCACGCGGCCUCAAGCGCACCGCAGGCCGGCACCGCAGCCACGCUCGAGACGGAUGCGGCGUACCUUGGUGCGCUGAGCGCCGUCCAGGCCGCCCUCGGCGGCAGCGCCGCCGGCGUCCUUCGAGGCCGGGGCUCGUCGCCCUCGACCGCGACCACGGCGUCGUCGCACUCGUCGCGCGCACCGCACCACCACCCGCACCAGCGUCCUCAGGCUCGCUCGUCGUCGUCGUCGAGCUCGGCCGCCGCCACCACGUUCCACGACGACUACUCGACCCCGGCCUCGUCGGCCGCGCCCUCGUUCCGCCUCGACCCGGCGACGGGCGACAUGAUUGCGUCGCUCCCGCUGUCGCUGUCGGACCUCGCGUCGCUCCCGUCGCACUCGGCGCUCGCGCUCGACCCGUCCCAGAUCCCGGCCGACGGCAUCCUCGCCGACCACCUCCCGCUCGACCUGAGCGGGCCCGCGAGCCUCCCGAGCCUCAUGGGCGCCAUCGCCGAGCUCGAGCAGUGCGUCGCGCGCCUCAGCCUCGAGGCCAACGAGGCGCGCACGCUCCAGAAGACGCUCCGCAUGGAAAUGGCGGCGAGGACCUCGGGCGGCGGCGGUGCCGGCGCCGGUGCAGCGCCGGGUGCGGCUCGUGCGGCGGCCAAGAAGCAGAAGCGCAAGGCCAAGAAGCGCGCCGCAGCCGAGGCGGCGGCCGCCGCUACCGCCGCCGCCGCGUCGCCGGGCCAGCCGCACGAGCACGAGCACGACGAGCACGACGACGAGCACAACGACCAGCCGCAGGCGCCCAUGACGCGCGACGAGGCGCUCGUGAGCGGCCUGAGCGGGCGCGUCGACGACUGCUGCUCCGAGUGCGGCGAGUCGCACGCCGCCGUGCCGCCUCACCACGCCGGCGCCGGCGCCGGUGCCGCGACGGGCCCCAGUGCGCUCGUCCCGGGCUCCGGUGCGGGCAGCGGCGCGAGCAUCAUUGGCGAGGCGGCGCACAGGGCGGUCGGCGUCGGGGCUUGGGAGGACGGCGAGCUCAUGAAGGCGCUCCAGAGCGUGAGCCAGCUCGACCGGCGCGCCGACGAGUACAGGGAGCGCCUGCGGGUCCUCAAGGAGCAAAUCCACCACCACGCCGCCCUCGCCGACUCGCUCGCCGCCGCACCGCCGUCGACCAACGGUCACGGGCGAGGCGCGCUCGUGCAGAGCCAGCUCGCGGGCGAGGGCGUCGCCGAGGGCUUGUGGCCUGUCGACGCCGAGGGCGACAUGUACGAGCUCGACGAGGAGGAGGAAGAGGAGGAGGAGAUCUCGGACGAGGCGGACGAGUAG